Messenger RNA from Cyclocybe aegerita, 1287 nucleotides. Lineage: Eukaryota; Fungi; Basidiomycota; Agaricomycetes; Agaricales; Hemipholiotaceae. The record is from the annotation of a GenBank genome assembly.
AUGGACCUCAAGACUUUCUCUCAUGAAGGCAAAUGGCGAUAUGGAAUCAUGGAUGAAGCGCUGUUGCGGAUCGCAUUGUCGAGCCUAAUAGUCAACUUCACCGAGGAAGGAGCUCGUAGCGACUCAGGAAUGCGAAAUCGGCUCGUUUUAUCGGAACCGCAAAAUUCAACCUGCGCCUUGCACGGGGCCUGCGCAAAAUAUGCAGGUGCCAGGCAGGUGUGUGGAGCCAAGGCUCCGGAUGCGCGUGUGUUCGCUUUGGUAUAUAGGCAAGAACGUCCGAAGAGAUAUGCUUUCAUGUCUUCCUCUCCGGAGCUCGAUGCCCUCGCGAGUGGGGCAUACCACCUCCUCGCUGGGAAGUACUUCCAGCUGGCGGGGUUCGUGAUGUUGGUUUACGAUCACAUCCUGACGUUCGACCAGGAGGUGAAUCGGAUCUGGAAGCAGAAGUUUUCGGGCGCAGCGCUGCUGUUCUUCAUCAACCGUUAUUUGACACCUCUCCAGUUCAUCAUAAUUCUUAAUGCGUUUCAUGAUCCCAUAUGGACGACGGAGGCGUGCAAUAAUUUCGUAAUUUUUGAAGGAGCGUCGACGGUGUCUUUGGUCGCUGUUUGCCAGUUGAUCAUGAUUCUGCGGGUCUACGCCCUCUGGAGUCGUUCACUCCCCAUCCUGGUCUUUUUAUUGGUUCUAUGGGCAGCACAGAUUGCUGUAUCGGUGGUCGGGCUGAGAACGGGGUUCCCCGUCCCUCUACCGCCUAUCCUGACGGGAUGCAUCCUGACGGGCAGAGGCGCCGUAUUCCCUUCUCUCUGGGUCGCCCCACUCGUAACGGACUCCUGCAUCUUCAUUCUGACAAUCUGGCGUACGCGUGAAUACCUGCGGGAUUCUGGAAAGGCUCCGACGAUCCACGUCUUCGUCCGCGAUGGCGCGUUGUACUUCUUUACCAUAUUCAUGGCGAAUCUAAUGAACACGCUCAUCUUCUUCCUGGCCGAAGACGACCUCAAAGCCAUCGGUGCCUCGUUCAGUCAACUCAUCACAGCGGUGAUGGUCUCCCGCCUCGUUCUCAACCUCCGCUCGUCCGCAUCUAUCACACGCUACUCUACCUCAGCGGCGUCGGCAUACGACAGCCACCCUGGCCGCAUGAAUGCGCAGGCGCAGGAUACAUUCAUGACGCGUACGCUGGGGAACCUUGGGGAGGACCUCGAUGUGCAGGAUGACGAGGAGAAGAGCGAGAGGGAGAAGGAUAUCAGGAUGUUUAGGAUCUCGAAGGGGAGGGUUGACGUGCCUACAGUGCUCUGA